Messenger RNA from Rhopalosiphum padi (bird cherry-oat aphid), 3565 nucleotides. RefSeq lists its product as uncharacterized. The record is from RefSeq and is a predicted model, not a curated record. Bases 168 to 3353 code for a protein of 1061 amino acids. The transcript has 20 exons. Gene Ontology annotation, molecular function: heme binding; oxidoreductase activity, acting on paired donors, with incorporation or reduction of molecular oxygen; iron ion binding. Lineage: Eukaryota; Metazoa; Arthropoda; Insecta; Hemiptera; Aphididae.
UUGUGUUGGCUACACUACAAAUGAGUUUAAUAUGUAGAACUUUCACUAGUUCAACGUACUCAAGUCUAACGAUGCCCAGUGUCCAUCUGGGUUCGUAAGUGUUCAUUGGAUAAUACAUUUUGUAUUGCUGCAGUUGCUUCAAUGAUAUUUUUCGAAAAUUAUUCACAAUGAAAAAUAUUCGUCAGUUACAAAUGCAUACGAUGAGAUGGCGAUCAACCGCUACUGCACAUUCUCCACAUGUCUCUGCGGGAUCAUCUGAAGACUUAGAAGUGACUAAUGAACUUAUCACAGCCAAACACUACAGUCAGGUGCCAGGACCCACGCCAUGGCCCAUUAUAGGAAACACUUGGAGAAUGUUACCAGUUAUAGGUCCGUAUCAGAUAUCAGAUUUGGCAAAUGUUUCCUACAUCCUGUACAAACAAUAUGGGAAAAUAGCAAAGUUGGGAAAUCUUGUUGGUCGACCGGAUUUGCUAUUUGUUUACGAUGCUGAUGAAAUAGAAAAAGUGUAUAGACAAGAAGGUGAUACACCGUUUAGACCUUCUAUGCCGUGCUUGGUAAAAUAUAAAAGCCAGGUUCGAGGACAAUUUUUCGGGAGACUACCGGGCGUUGUAGGAGUACACGGAGAACCGUGGAGAGAAUUCAGAACCAAAGUUCAAAAGCCUGUUUUACAGCCACAAACUGUUAAGAAAUAUAUUCAACCAAUUGAAGAAGUUUCCGACUAUUUUAUAAAACGGAUGCAAGAGAUGAAAAACGAAAAUUCUGAAAUGCCAGCUGACUUUGAUAAUGAAAUUCAUAAAUGGGCUUUAGAGUGUAUCGGCCGUGUGGCAUUAGACGCAAGACUAGGUUGCCUAAGGCCAGAUUUACCAAAAAAUUCAGAGCCACAAAAAAUAAUCAAUGCCGCAAAAUACGCUCUUCGCAACGUGGCUUUAUUAGAGCUUAAGUAUCCGUUUUGGCGAUACUUGCCAUCCACGCUCUGGAAAAAAUAUGUUUCAAAUAUGGAUUAUUUCAUUGAAAUUUGUAUGAAAUAUAUUGACGAUGCAAUGUUGAGAUUAAAGAAUAAAUCACAAUCGGUAAAUGAAACCGAAUUGUCUUUGGUUGAGAGAAUUUUAGCGAAUGAAUCUGAUCCAAAAACUGCUUACAUAUUAGCGUUGGAUCUUAUUUUAGUUGGGAUUGAUACGAUUUCGAUGGCCGUAUGUUCAAUGCUUUAUCAAAUAGCCACACGACCAGAAGAGCAAGAAAAAAUACAUCAAGAAAUAUUGAAAAUUUUACCAAAUAAAGAAGAUAAACUUGAUGCAAGUAAAUUAGAAAAAAUGGUUUAUUUAAAAGCGUUUAUCAAAGAAGUAUUGAGAAUGUAUUCAACUGUGAUUGGUAAUGGUAGAACCCUUCAAAAGGAUAUGGUGAUUUGUGGAUACAGAAUACCAAAAGGUAUUCAAUUAGUUUUUCCAACAAUUGUUACGGGGAAUAUGGAAGAAUAUGUAACGGACUGUAAACAGUUUAAACCCGAAAGAUGGUUGAAACAAUCAUCAGAUUAUAUUCACCCGUUUGCUUCGUUGCCGUACGGGCAUGGUCCAAGAAUGUGUCUAGGAAGAAGAUUUGCCGACUUAGAAAUGCAAGUCUUCUUGGCAAAGUUGAUACGAUCGCACAAACUUGAGUAUUUGCAUAAACCAUUGGAUUACAAAGUAACAUUCAUGUACGCGCCUGAUGGCGAACUAAAGUUCAAAAUGACUGAGAGGCCUACUAACGGAUUAAUAAUAUAUGCGCGCAAUUGCUUGUUUUCAGGUCGCAAUAUAAAUAAUAAAAUGUCCGUGUUGGCCAAACAGUUGAGGAAUUUAAGGGUUAAAAUUUGUCGUGCUAACAAGUCCACAGCAGUUCUUACAAGCAUAUCACAAGACGAUGUAGAUUUUGCCAAAGAAUAUUCGGAACUACCAGGCCCUAAGUCGUUACCGUUGUUGGGCAAUAAUUGGAGAUUCAUGGCAUAUAUCGGGGACUACAAAGUAACCGAAAUAGACAAACUCUCAUUGAGAUUAUGGAAAGAGUAUGGAGACAUUGUAAAAAUCGAAAAAUUGCUCGGGAGACCGGAUAUGGUGUUUCUGUACGAUGCGGACGAGAUUGAAAAAGUAUUUAGAAAUGAAGAGCUUAUGCCACACCGGCCGUCUAUGCCAUCAUUAAAUUAUUAUAAGCACGUUUUACGGAAGGAUUUCUUUGGUGAUUUGGCCGGUGUUAUAGCUGUACAUGGUCAAAAAUGGUAUGAAUUUCGAAGUAAAGUACAACAACCUAUGCUGCAACCGAGAACAGCAAAAUUUUAUAUUGGUACUAUUGAAGAUACAGCAUCGGCGUUUGUAAAUAGAAUAAAAAAAAUAAAAAAUAAUCAUCAAGAAGUUCCUGAUGACUUUUUAAAUGAAAUUCAUAAAUGGUCGCUUGAAUCCAUCGCUAGAGUGGCAUUAGAUCAAAAACUCGGGUGCCUUGAAGAUGAACACACAGUAGAUUCAGAUACACAAAAUUUAAUAGACGCCAUCAACACAUUUUUUGCAAAUGUUCCAGAGUUGGAGUUGAAAAUACCAUUUUGGAAAUUAUUUAGUACACCUACUUGGAGAAAGUAUAUUAACGCGUUGGAUACUAUUACAAAUGUUACAUCCAAACAUAUAAAUCGAUCUAUGGAUCAAUUAUUGUCUCAAAAAUCAUUUUGUCCUGAUAGUCAAUCAUCUUUGUUACAAAGAGUACUUAGUUUGGAUCCGUCUAAUCCAAAAUUAGCUCAGAUACUGUCGUUAGACAUGUUCAUCGUUGGCAUAGACACGACCUCAGCAGCUCUUUCUUCGAUUCUCUAUCAAUUAAGUCGACAUCCAGAUAAACAAAAGAAAUUAAGGGAAGAAAUACGAACUGUAUUGCCAAAUUCUGAUUCAAAAUUAACUACCGACAAACUUGAACAGUUGCAGUAUCUAAAAGCAUGCAUAAAAGAAACACUGAGAAUGUAUCCUGUGGUUAUUGGAAAUGGUCGCUGUAUGACCAAAGAAACAAUAAUAAGUGGAUAUAAAAUUCCAAAAGGAGUGCAAGUCGUGUUUCAACAUUACGCUAUUAGUAAUAGCAGUAGAUACUUUCCAAACCCUGAACAAUUUUUACCGGAAAGGUGGUUAAAAGGAAGUGGAUAUAAACAUCAUCCAUUUGCUAGUUUACCAUUCGGUUAUGGAAAAAGAAUGUGCUUGGGUCGUAGAUUUGCCGAUUUGGAACUUCAAACAGUUGUUUCAAAGAUUUUUCAGAAUUUUGAAGUCAAGUACGAGUACGGUAACUUGGAAUAUACUGUACAUCCAAUAUACAUGCCAGAUGGCCCAUUAAAAUUCAAAAUGAUUGAAGACUAAAUAGUUCUUAGAAGUUGUAUGCCAAUUUUAAAUACUAAAUAUUAAAAAUAUAUAAUGUUGUUUUAAUAUGUACCUAUAUAUUAUGAGUUAAAUAAGUAAUGACUACUUUAAUAAUGUUACUAUCAAUUCAAUCAAAAUGUAAAUAAUUCAAAUAUGUUUUUAUGUUAGAUUUAAAUAAAUAUAAAAUAUAAAUAUAAAUUAUAUAAUGAUUA